AUGAUGCAGGUCGUCCGCGGGUACGCAGACAAGGUCGUCAAGGUGCCGCAGAUGGCCGAAUCGAUAUCGGAAGGAACGUUGAAGCAAUUCUCCAAGGGGAUUGGCGAAUACGUCGAACAGGACGAAGAGAUUGCCACGAUCGAAACCGACAAGAUCGACGUCGCAGUCAAUGCCCCGGAGGCCGGAACCAUCAAGGAAUUUCUCGUCAGCGAAGAGGACACCGUCACAGUCGGGCAGGACCUGGUCCGCAUCGAGCUCGGUGGCUCGCCCAGUGCCGGGGGCGAGAAGCCAGAACCGUCUGCACAGAGCGGCGGAAAAAACGAGACCAAACCGGAGCCAGCGCGUGACGAGAAGAAGGCAGAAUCCGACAAGCAGCCUGCACCAGAGCCUAAGCAACCAGAGCAGCCACCGCCCACCAAACCCGAGGCACCGAAACAACCCAAGCAAGAGGCUCAACUCGCUCAACAGCCUGCCACCCCCAGCUCUCCAGCCACCGCUGGUGGUCGUGAGGAGCGUCGAAUCAAGAUGAACCGAAUGCGCCUGCGCAUUGCCGAGCGCCUCAAGCAGUCACAGAACACCGCCGCCUCACUGACCACUUUCAACGAGGUCGACAUGUCUAACAUCAUGGAAUUCCGCAAACUGUACAAGGAUGACGUGCUGAAGAAGACGGGCGUCAAGCUUGGGUUCAUGAGUGCCUUCUCCAAGGCCGCUGUCCUCGCGAUGAGAGACAUUCCCGCCGUGAACGCAUCCAUUGAGGGCCCCAAUGGUGGUGACACUAUUGUGUACCGUGACUACGUCGAUAUUAGCGUUGCGGUUGCCACUGAGAAGGGUCUUGUUACACCUGUGGUCCGCAACGUGGAGUCAAUGGACAUGGUGGGGAUCGAGAAGGCCAUCGCCGACAUGGGGAAGAAGGCGCGCGACGGCAAGCUGACCAUCGAAGACAUGGCGGGUGGCACGUUUACAAUCAGCAACGGUGGUGUCUUCGGCUCCCUUAUGGGCACGCCGAUCAUUAACCUGCCACAGAGUGCCGUCCUUGGACUUCACGCCAUCAAGGACCGCCCUGUUGCCGUCAAUGGCAAGAUUGAGAUUCGUCCCAUGAUGUACCUUGCUUUAACAUACGACCACCGCCUAUUAGAUGGCAGGGAAGCUGUGCAGUUCCUCGUUAAGCUGAAGGAGUAUAUUGAGGACCCCCGUCGAAUGCUACUAUAG
Molecule: messenger RNA, 1209 nt
Organism: Purpureocillium lilacinum
Lineage: Eukaryota; Fungi; Ascomycota; Sordariomycetes; Hypocreales; Ophiocordycipitaceae
Product: 2-oxoglutarate dehydrogenase complex E2 component
Biological process (GO): tricarboxylic acid cycle
Cellular component (GO): oxoglutarate dehydrogenase complex; mitochondrion
Molecular function (GO): dihydrolipoyllysine-residue succinyltransferase activity
Source: RefSeq, a predicted model, not a curated record